AUGUCCAAAAACACUGAGGCUGAAGGAUUGAGGCGGUGGAUAAGGAGACUAGCCAUGGCGAGUAGGGAAGAGAGGGACGCCAUGUUGGGAAAGUGGGGGAUGGAUGAUGAGAAGAAGGUUACUCUUAGUUCGCGGCGUAUGGGUCAUAGCGAAGAAGAGGAGGACCCCGAAGAAGAAGACGAAGAAGAAGAGGAUAAUUCAGAGCUACCCGCCACACUCUGUUUGUCUCUCAAGCCCGAGCAGGUCUUUCAGCAUCCAUCCCCUCCUGCACCUCAUGCAGAAGUUUCCAGUUGGACAGGACAUCUUGUUGAUAUAGCCUGCAAUAGCACUGGAAGCCCUACGGUGACACAACAACAACACCGUGCCCUGCUAGCCAGCUACUUCUCUUGGCAAAACCCCCGAAAUUCCAUCCUGAGCAAGCGAUUGUUCUCUUCUCACUCCCAAUAUUACUCAGAUUUCCUCCUCUGGUCUGUCUAUGCUCACACUGCCCGACAUGUUUCAUGCUUCCAAGACAAUGUGUUCCAGUUCGCUGCGAAGGCGCAUGUCCUUUUGGCCGCAGAGUUAGCAAAACCUGCGUCAAUUCCUACUGUACAAGGAUUGUUGCUACUUAGUGCCAACAAUGCAUCAAGGGGAAUGUAUUCACAGGCAUGGAGUCUGACUUCCUGUGCCGUCGGGCUGGUUGGAGAUAUGGCGAUUCACCUCGAUAAACCUUCACAAAAGGCUUCGGAACACGCGCAAAUGCGCCUUCGUGCCUUUUGGGCGACUUUCAUUUGGGAUAAGCUGCUCGCUCUAGCGCUCAAUAGGGAUCCUCUCCUUCCUUUUUCUCAGCCUCCGCAACAAUCGCUGAGGGUUCCGUUACCAGAGCCAACGCCAAGCGCAGAUCUGUGGGUUCCAUAUCAAGACUCACCGACGCUUCAAAAGCCACAACUGGGGCACGAGGAAAAAAAUUUCUACGAGAACGUUCAAGCUAACAUCUUACUUGACGAAAUUCAUCGCUUUCUCUACCGCAAACCGUGGCGCCGUCUUCCUGGGGAACAAGUCAUUGAAUGGGUUGGGACAACCCGUAGUCGAAUACUUAAAUGGAUUGAGAACGCUGAUCCGGAUGUCGUCCUCCGGUCUGUCUCUGAGAAUAUGAACCCCGCACCACCGCAUAUUCUCCAACUAAAUAUUCUAAUUCGUGUCUUAUGGAUCCUCCUUUAUCGACCUUUCUUCCACUCGCAGGUGUUCGGUGCACACAACCACAGUUCUACUCACGCUCUAAGUUAUUCAAUACCAGAAGCUGUCUCGAAGUGUACGGAAGCCUCCCAGGAGAUCCAUUUCCUCCUUCAGUCUUACGAAUGCUACGGAUGGGAACGGGCCAGCUAUGUGAUCAUAUUCGGGGCAUUUUUGUGUGCGUCUGUAGAGUUAGGCAGGCUUGAAGCCUCUCGACGACUCCAGAGAGAGGGAGGAGGUGAAGGUGCGGCUGCAGGGGAGAGAUCCAGAGAACGGCUAAUUUUAUGUGAGACCGUGCUACAGGGUGGCAGAGGGACGAUUCCUGGAAUGACGGAGAGCUUGGGAAGGUUGGAGAUGCGGUUAGAGCGGGAGUUCAGAUUGGUUGGGGAACCUUCACCUCCCAUCCCGUCAGCAGCAGUAUAUUCACCUACGGCCUCUACGAGAUCGGCCACUGCGACCACUGGGUAUGAACCGGAGGGACAGCCGAAUAUGGCUUAUGCCUAUCCCAUGAGUCCAACUUACCCCUUCGCGGGGAAUUACCAGCACCAAGAGUUGCAUCCGUUUUUUUUUUGGCCUGAUUCGGGUUCGGCUGCAGGCGGACAAAAUGGGCACUACGAAGACCCAGGACAUCAACAGCAAGGAGGAAGAGGAAGAGGAACGGAUGAUGGAGUCGGUGCAUGGGUAAUGUAG
This is a messenger RNA of Marasmius oreades (fairy-ring Marasmius), 1902 nucleotides long. RefSeq lists its product as uncharacterized. The transcript is spliced from 6 exons. The record is from RefSeq and is a predicted model, not a curated record. NCBI's taxonomy places the organism in Eukaryota, Fungi, Basidiomycota, Agaricomycetes, Agaricales, Marasmiaceae. Gene Ontology annotation, molecular function: zinc ion binding; DNA binding. The coding region runs from base 1 to 1902 and encodes 633 amino acids. Gene Ontology annotation, biological process: DNA-templated transcription.